UUUCAUAGAUUCUGCAUUUAGUUUCCAUUCGUUCCCUUUCUUCUUUUCUAAAGUUUCGACAACUGUUUUCGCAGUAUUUCCUGCAGAACUCGCUGUUGCUGCAAGGGACGCAAUGAUGGAGAUGAUGGUCGAGAUUGUCACCGGGUCUAUCAUGUCGGAAUGUCGUCUGAGACUGAUCGAGGGUGAAGAAGGAAGGAGAUAAGAAAACUCCAGAAAAGUGUAGCAAACCUCGGAAAAGUGUCCCAUGCGUCUCGGAGAAGUGUAGCAAACAUUUGAAAUCUACUAGUUGGCGCCUUUUAAAAUGGAUGAAGCCAUUAGGAGAAAAAUAUCCAAUAUUGUUUCAAAGUUGUUGUACACACAAAGUUUCGUAGAGAUUGGGGUGAAGCUUUGAGGAUGUAUGAUGAUGCUUAUCAUGUUCUAAGAGACAUAAUUUGUACUUCAACAAGAUUGCCUCCAAUUCAAUGUGUAGUUGAGAUCAAGACCAUUGCUAAGCAACUAAACUUUAAUUGGCAAGCAAUGGCAAUGGCUGCUGCCUCACUGGCUUAUGGUUCUGAAAAGAAAAACAAUGAAAUUACCCUGGUGUUUGACCUUGGAGGUGGAACUUUUGAUGUGUCUGUUAUUGAGGUGGGUGAUGGCGUGUUUGAGAUGUUGUCUACUUCUGGAGAUACUCAUCUUGGUGGUGAUGAUUUUGAUAAGAGAAUUGGUGAUUGGCUAUCAUCAAAUUUCAAGGAGGAUGAUGGUAUAGACCUUCUGGAGUUUUUGCUGAUGAAGCUAAAUGGCCAACAAGAGUUGUUGGAGUUCCAGUCACAUUAAAUGAAGAUCUAAAGAAUCAGUUUGUCUCUCUCACUCCCAUUCUAAGCUGGACAUACAAAACUUGCAUGUCCAGCUUACCGAGAGUGUUGGAGGAUGAAGCCAUUAGGAGAAAAAUAUCCAAAGGAUAGUAGUGUCAUUUACUAUAUAUCCAUCUUCUUCCCCUGUAUAUAUACAGUUAUGCAUUUUUGGAUUCUAUUCUGUAAGUUCUUCUACUGCAAUCAAUACAAUUUUUCCUUUUCCCUUCACUAUA
This is a messenger RNA of Ipomoea triloba (trilobed morning glory), 1063 nucleotides long. RefSeq names its product stromal 70 kDa heat shock-related protein, chloroplastic-like. Gene Ontology annotation, cellular component: chloroplast; cytoplasm. NCBI's taxonomy places the organism in Eukaryota, Viridiplantae, Streptophyta, Magnoliopsida, Solanales, Convolvulaceae. Gene Ontology annotation, biological process: cellular response to unfolded protein; protein refolding. The record is from RefSeq and is a predicted model, not a curated record. The transcript has 3 exons. The coding region runs from base 394 to 813 and encodes 139 amino acids. Gene Ontology annotation, molecular function: ATP-dependent protein folding chaperone; heat shock protein binding; ATP hydrolysis activity.